AGACGCAUGUGUUGGCCGUAGCAGCUUCUCAUCCUUACCUCCUUCCUGUAGCGACUCUCUCUCUCGCUCUCUCUCUCUCUCGCCAGAGCUCGACCCUGUAAGAAUUGGUCAUUCCGGUUUACGCCUGUUCGAAAAAGCUCCGAUUUUUGCGAUACGAUUGCGGAACCAGAUUGGCCACACCCAAGAACCAGAGGCCCAGAACCGGGUUUUCGUCAAUCGAUGCUACAGCCUAGUUACUCAUGUUAGCGUGAGCUGAUUUUGAUUGAUUAUCCUGAACUAGGGUGGAGAUUCACGCAAUUGUACUGAAGAUCAGAUUACACUGGGGAAAGGGAAAAGGUUCCUGUUAAGAGUGGGCAAGAUGUCGAUAGACCCCCAUACUCAGGAGGAUGCUGCGCAUGUCUCUAUUGGUGUAAACAAAUCUCCCUCAGGAAGCCAGAAAUCAAUACUUGCUGGUGCAGCUGACUUGGAAGGAGCCCGGUCCAGUGGUUUUGAGUGCAAUAUUUGCCUAGACUCUGUGCAAGAUCCUGUGGUCACACUAUGCGGCCAUCUGUAUUGCUGGCCUUGCAUCUACAAAUGGCUUAAAGUUCAGGAUACUUCUGCUAAAGAGCUAGAAGAGCAGCAACAGCAUCAAUGUCCUGUGUGCAAAGCUGAGGUUUCCUACACAAGUCUAAUUCCACUUUACGGCCGUGGCCAAACUAGCCAACUGUCCAAAAGUGAGGAUCGAGAUCUGGGCAAUGUUGUACCCCAUAGACCACUUGGUCUGCUUGGCGGGUCCAGCAUGCCAAGACGGAUUAGUGCUACCUCUAGUCCUCUCCUAACACAACCCCCUUAUGGCGGACAUUUCCCUCUUCAAUCCCAACCCUACUAUUCUCAAGCUCAAUUAUUGCAUCACCCGGUUUCUCCCAUGCUCAGUCUAAGUGGCACAACCACAAACAUCACCUACCCCAUGGUUGGUAUCUUCGGUGAAAUGGUGUAUGCAAGGCUUUUUGGGAACUCGGUCACAAACUUAUACACUUAUCCAAACUCGUACAGUAUGGCCGGAAACAACCCCAGGACGAGGAGGCAUGUAUUGGAGGCAGAUAAGUCGCUCAGCAGAAUCUGUUUCUUCCUCCUAUGUUGUAUCCUGCUCUGUCUGCUUCUAUUCUGAGUUAGAUUUUGCUUUUCUUCACUCUGUUUUUGUUUCAAUGAGAUUGUGAAACAUACACAAGCACAGUCAGGUAUACCAGAUUUUUAGGUGGCCGCUUUUCCUGAGCUGCUAUAUAUGUACAGUUCUAGUUUGGCUUCAUGAAGGCUAACAAAACAUUGUGCCUACGCUGCUUGUAACUUCGGAACUAGGACGAUGUGGAAAUAAAUUUUCUCAUCUUAA
This is a messenger RNA of Rhodamnia argentea, 1366 nucleotides long. Its product is annotated as E3 ubiquitin-protein ligase RMA1H1-like. Gene Ontology annotation, molecular function: metal ion binding; ubiquitin-like protein conjugating enzyme binding; ubiquitin protein ligase activity. Gene Ontology annotation, cellular component: endoplasmic reticulum. The transcript has 3 exons. Gene Ontology annotation, biological process: ubiquitin-dependent protein catabolic process. Bases 359 to 1147 code for a protein of 262 amino acids. The record is from RefSeq and is a predicted model, not a curated record. NCBI's taxonomy places the organism in Eukaryota, Viridiplantae, Streptophyta, Magnoliopsida, Myrtales, Myrtaceae.